GGUCUCUGCUGUUCCUUUGGAUUCAUCAGUUGUGUUGAGAGGGAGAGCUUGCACGUGGGCAACAGCUUGCUCUCCAUAUCGUACUGCCCUGGCUUGCAAAUUGACUUAGUAUCAAUUACAUAGACAGCUAGGACAAAACAUCCAUGGUCAACCCCGAACAACGAAGAUACAGUAAAAACCUGGCCUUGAAUGCUGUUCAUACAGAUCAAUUCAUUUCAUGGUGCAUUAAGGUAGAACAGUAACAGAAUGUAGAAUACAAAGUGAAACCGCUACAGAGAAAGUGCAGUGCAGGUAGACAAUAAGGUUCAGUAUAUAAGUGUGAGGUAUAUCUUAUACAAGAAGUCUGUUCAAGAAUCUGAUAAUAAUGGAACAGAAGCUGUCCUUAAGCCUGGUGGCACGUGCUUUCAGGAUUUUGUAUUUUCUUCCCAAUGGGAGGAAGGAGCAUACAGAAUAUCUGGGGUGGCUGGAGUCUGGCUGCUUUACUGAGGCUGCGAGAAGUGUAUAUAUGGAAUGCAUGGAAUCGUGAGAAUUCUGCGGUGCAGAAGGUGGUCAAUUGUCCAUUAAGCAUAGAAUGGGAGAAUAGGUAAAGAGGUGGCAGGUGGAAUAUAGUGUAGGAAAGUGUAUGGUUAUGCACUUUGAAAGAAGGAAUAAAGGCACACACUAAACAGGGAGUAAAUUUACAAAUCGGAAGUGCAAAGGGACUUGAGAAUCCUAAUGCAGGCUUCCCUAAGAGUUAAUUUGCAGUUUGAAUUUGUAAUAAGAAAGUUAAAUGUGUUGUUAGCAUUCAUUUCAGGAGGGCUACAAUAUAAAAAGCAAGGAUAUAAUGCUGACAUUUUCUCAGGCAUUGGUCAGACCACAUUUGGAGUAUUGUGAAUAGUUCUGGCCCCAUAUUGAAGAAAAGGCAUGCAGGUAUUGGAGAGGGUGAAGAGGAGGUUUACAGGAAUGAUCCUGGGAAUGAAAGGGUUAAUGUAUGAGGACUAUCUGAUAGCUCUGUGCUUGUAAUUGCUGGAGUUUAGAAAAAUGGGGGGUGAUUUUAUUGAACCCUACCUAAUAUUGAAAGGCCUUUGGACGUGCAGAGGAUGUUUCCAAAAGUGGGAGAAUCUAGGAACUGAGAGCACAGCCUCAGAGUAGAGGAAUGUCCCUUUAUAACAGAGCUAUGUGAACUGAUGAAUUGUUCUGAGAGGCUGGUGUUGAAGCAUAUUAACUCCUGUCUGAAUGCUGACUUGGAUCUGCUCCAAUUUGCCUACCAAAGCAACAGGUCUACAGCAGAUGCCAUCUCGUUCACUCUUCACACAACCCUGGAACAUCUGGACAGCAUAGAUGCAUACAUCAGGAAGCUCUUUAUCGACUACAGCUUGGCAUUUAAUACUAUCAUCCCCUCAAAACUAAUCAGUAAACUCCAAGACCUGGGCCUCAAAACACCCCUGUGUAAUUGGAUCCUGGAUUUCCUCACUUGUAGACCCCAGUCAGUUCAGAUUGGCAACAACAUCUCCAUCAGCACAGGAGCACCACAGGGUUGUGUACUUACCCCCCUGCACUACUCGCUUUAUACCUAUGACUGUGACUAAGUACAGCUCCAACACUAUAGACAAGUUUGCUGACAACACCAUUGCUGUGCUCUGUAUUAAAGGGGAUGAUGAAUCAGCAUACAUAAGGGAGAAUGAAAACUUGGUUGAGUGGUGUCAUAACAACAACCUGUCACUCAAUCUCAAUAAGACUAAGGAACUGAUUGUAGACUUCAGGAGAGGGAAACCAGAGGUCCAUGAGCCGGUAAUCAUCAGAGGUUCAGAGGUAGAGAGGGUCAGUAACUUUAAAUUCCUGGGUGUCACUAUCUCAGAGGACCUGUCCUGGAUCCAUCAUAUAAAUACUAUUGCGAAGAAAGCACGACAGUGUCUCUACUUCCUCAGGAGUCUGCAGAGAUUCGGCAUGUCAUCAAAAACUUCAGCAAACUUCUUGAGAUCUGUGGUGAUUAAUGAGAAUCUCUCGGCUGGCCAUGGGCUGUUGGUUGAACUGCUUAUCACAUUCCAGCUACUGUUUACCAUCUUUGCCACGUGUGACUCUAAACGUGGUGAUCUGAAGGGCUCAUCAGCACUGGCAAUUGGUCUCUCCGUCACCAUUGGACACAUGUUUGCUAUUAACUACACUGGUGCCAGUAUGAAUCCUGCACGAUCGUUUGGACCUGCAGUUAUUACUGGGAAAUGGGAAAACCAAUGGGUUUACUGGGUUGGUCCAACAAUAGGUGGAAUCAGUGCUGCUGCCCUCUACGAGUAUCUAUUCUGUCCAGAUGAGGAACUGAAGAGACGUUUUAAAGAUAUCUUCAAAUCUACACCAGCUCCUGGGGCUAAGUAUUUGGAUGUUUUGGAUAGCAGGAGCCAAGCCAUUGACUACGAGGAUCUGGCUGUUAAACCUGGAGGCUCUCAGUUUGAGGGUGAAGGUAAAAGCAAAGAGAAAGAAGAUAAGGCUGAAGAACGUUUGACACCCGUAUGACUAGCAAAGGGCACAAGGAAGCAGGAGAUGACUUGUGAAACCUUGGCUGACCAUGUUGUUCCUGUAAAAGAAACUGAUCUUUUAUAAACACACAGCACUCAUUGACAACUAGAACAAGAUUUACUUCACGGUGCAGACAAUUUUAGUGAAAUGCUUAAGGGGUUCAAGUGGCACAAAAUGAUAUCUGAUUUCUUUUCAAACUCAAUUCCAGUGUUGCUGACAGAAGUUUAAAGUAAUGGAAAAGAAUUAUGUGUUGUCUUGAUGAAAGGGAUUUUAGUCCGCUGGUAGAAACAUUGCCUCACAGCUUACGGCCUCCCGUGCCGUCAAUUCAAUCCUGACCUCCAGUGCUGUCUGUGUGGAGUUUGCAUGUCCUCCCUGUGAUGUGUUUUUCAUGGGUGCUCCCAUUUCCUUCCAAUAAUGUGCAGGUUGGUUGGUUAAAUGGCCAAUGUAAUUUGCCCCCAGUAUGUAGGUGAGGGGUAGAAUCUGGGGAGAGUUGAUGGGAUCGAGGGAAAAUAAAAUAGGACUGAUGUAGGUUGAGUGUAAAUGGGUAGCUCACGAUCAAUAUGAACUCGAUGGAAUGAAUGGCCUAUUUCUGUACUGUGUCACUAAGAGUUCAUCAGUCCAUUGGCAGUAGUUCCACGAGUAACACAACCCUAACCAAAACUAGAAGAUGCAGGAAAUAGUCAACAAGUCUCUGAUCUUCUCUCAGAACUGUUGUCUCCAGAGAUGCUGCCUGACCUGUAGAAUGAUUGGUAAUUGUGAUACAGUGAAAAACUUUGUUUAUAGCAUUGCCAUUCAAAUAGAUGUAUUUCAAGAUAGUACAGAAAAAAAGCAAUAAUAUGCAGAAUGACAUGUUAAAGUUACAGAGAAAAUACAGUGCAGGUGACAAUAAGGUGCAAGGGCCGUGAUGAGGUGGAUUGAGAGAUUAAGUUUACCUUUAUCGUACAUUCAGGAGUCUUAUAAUAACGGAAUAAAAGCUAUCCUUGAGCCAAGUGGUACAAAUAUCUUCUGCCUGAAGGGAGGGCAGAGAGGAGGGAAUGAAGGGGUGGGAGUGGUAUUUGAUGAUAUUGGCUGCUUUCCUGAGGCAACAGUCAAUGGAGGUGAAGCUGAUGCUCAUGAGACUGGAAAUGCUCUGCAAUUUCUUGCAGUCUCGGGCAGAGCAGUUGCUGUACUGAUAUGACGCUGUCUAUAAAAUUGAUGCAGGUGUCUGUGGACAAGCUAAAGUUCUGAGAUUUACUAAUUUACCAAUCUAAUUCCUAGUCUGAGAGGAUUGUCUUAUCAUCCCAGGAAUUAGAGGAUGGACAGUCUUGCUCUGUAUUCCAGGGAAUUUAGAUGAAUGCCUGGAGAAACUUAUUCAACUGUGAUAGAUCCUAGAGGGAUUUUGUCAGGGUAGAUAUUGAAGUGUUUUCACUAGUGGGAGAUUGUGAAGACAAAGCUACCAGAUAAGAGGAUGGUCAUUUAAAACCAAAAUGAGUAGAACUUUCUCUCUCAAAGGGUAAAAAAAAGGCUUAAAAUUCUCUGCCCUGAGGAGACAUAAAUAUUUUAAAGAUCAAUGAUGAAAGGAAUUUGCACAGAAAAGGUUGGUGUAGAUCAGGCAUUGCUGUGCAGGGUAAAGGCACUAAGUGGCCUGCUUCUGUUCCUAUUUAUUGUGUUCUCCCGUGUCCUGGUUUUUCACCAUUGGGAACAGUUUUCCUUGAUUCAAUCUGAUUUUAACUGUUUGGUGGCAGCAGUACAAAGCAAAGCAUAAAAAGUUACUGUGAGUUGCAAUAUAAAAAAUAAAUAGUGCUGAAGGGAAAUAGCCAAGUCAAGUUCAUGGACUGUUCAGAAGGCUGAUGGCAGGAGGGGAAGAAACUCUCCCUGACUCAUUGGCAGUGGGUCUUCACACUCCUGUACCUCCUCCCCGAUGGUAGUAAUGAGAAGAGGGCAUGUCCCAAAUGGUGAGGAUCUAAAUGAUAGAUGUAGUCCUUCCUGUAUCUGUAACCUUAAUCUUUCUGUCAUUCUCUAAAACUCUACCUUUUCAAGAUCCCUGAGCUUUGGAUUUGCUCUUAAAACAAGGCACAGAUUGAAUGAUCUCAUGGAGGACGGGGGAUUUCUCUCAGGACGGGGAAGUAGAUACUCAAACUCAGUUUCCCAUGGUAGUAGUAUCAGAACUGUGAGUGAAAGGAAGGGGGUUUAAAGGGGAUCGGGGGGUAAGUUUUAUAAGCAGACAGUGAUGGUGUUUGCAGCGCACACUCGGAGAAGGUGAUGAAAUCAGAUUCAAUCACAACAUUUAAGAGGCUUUUAUUCAGGCACUUAAUUAGGCAAGGCAUGACAGGAUAUAGUCCUGAAGCAGACCAAUGGGAUUAGUGUAGAUGGGGAAAAGGUCAGCAAGGAUGCAAUGGGCUGAAGGGCCUGUUUCUCUGCUGUGCCAUCCCUGGACUUCCAAUGUUCUGGUAGAUUCCCUAAGUUUGAGCUGACCAUUAUUAGGUUGCAUAUAACAAACCUGGGAGAGAGUACAUUAGCCAACUGGACCUGCUGCUCUCAUUUUCAGUGACCCGAGUUCAAUCCUAGGGAAGUGCUGACUGUGCUCACUUUCGCUGUGAGUAGGCGGCGUUCCACUGGGUGCCCGGGGUUCAUUGCUGGGUGGGUCAGAUUACAUUUAGGGCAGCUGGAUUGCAGAAGAAUGUGGGAGACGGGGAAUGAAGCAGAUGGGAUUGCUCUGGUAGGCACCAUAAAUUCAGUAGGCUAAAUGGCUUCUUUGUACAUUGUAAGAAAAUUACAUUAAAACAAAUCAGCAGAGGUUUUUGUGAGGACUAUUCAGUAACUCCUCUUCAAGCGUGUGAGAGAGCUAUUCUGAGUAUCAUUGCAAGGCUUGGAAACAACAAAAUGGAUAAACCAGGAGGAGGCAUUGGCUUCAUGAACUGGCCUGGUGUAAGACCAGCAAGAAAUAUGAAAAAAAGGAUCAACUUACAUUUCCAUAGUGCCUUUUCCAACCUCUGGGCAACUGAAUUUGCUUCACAGUGAGAGGACAUACACCUCACAUGCAAGUCUGUUGUGGCCAUCUACUGCAUACAGUUCUCCAGGUGUAGUCUCCUCCGUGUCAGUGAGACGAUGCAGAGUGAAGUCCGUUUUAACAAGCACCUUUGUUCUGACUGCUGCAAUGCAGGCUCUUCCUGUGGCCAGACAUUUCAAUUCAACAUUCCAUUCCCAUUCUGACAUGUCUGUCGAUGGGCUCCUCUAAUGCCAAGGUGAGGGCAAACUCAGGUUGGAGGAGCAACACCUCAUAUUCUGUCUGGGUAGCCUCUAACCUGAUGGCAUAAAAUCAAUUUUUCCAACUUCUGGUAAGUCCCCACCCAUCCUUCUUUUCCUUUCCCCAUUCCAGUUCCCCUGUUCCCCUUCUUUUCUCUUCUCCCAACCAUCAUCUUCCUCUGUUUCCCCUCCUGCUUCCCCUUCUUCCAUUGGCCACUGUCCUCUUCUACUAAACUCCUUCUUCCUCAGCCCUUUACCUCUUCCACAUAUCCCUCUCACUUCUUACUUCACUCCCUCCACUGGUCCCACCUAUCACCGGCCAGCUUGUACUCCUUUCUCUCCCCCUAUCUCCUUGUUCUAGUUUCUGGCCCCUUCCUUUCUAGUCCUGUCGAAGGGUCUAGCCAGAAUGAUGACUGUUUAUUCCCCUCCAUUGAUGCUGCCUGACUUGUUGAGUUCCUCCAGUAUUUUGUGUGUGUUGCUCAAGAUUUCCAGCAUCUGCAGAAUCUCUUGUGUUUCUGAAUUGUGUUCAUGUUUUUGCAGGAAAUGUGGCAGCAACGAUUUAUACAUAAUAAGAUCCCACAAACAUCAUUAUGUUCAUGGCCAGGCUUUGAUGUAAUUGGUAAUGAAAUUGGUUUAUUAUUGUCACAUGUACCAAGAUACAGUGAAAAGCUUGUUUUACUGUUUAUACGGCUUAAAUCAUUACACGGGCUUUGAGCUAGAAUAAUGGAAAACAAUAACAAUGCAGAAAACCUAAUCAAUGUUACUGAAAAAGUAUGGUGCAGGUAAAAUGCAUGGUCAUUUUUAAGGUAGAUUGUGAGACCGAGAGCCCAUCUUAUCGUACAAGAGAUCCUUUUAAGUUUGAUGACAGUGGGAUAGAAGCUGUCCUUGAACUAACAUAGACUGAGGGAUGAAUGUUGGUUGGGGCAUGGGCUAUCUGUCUCUUACAAUGGGAUCUCUAGUCCCCAUCAAGAGGGAGGGUGAUACUGAGCCACUGAAGCAACUUAAUGAAAAGUGACAAGUUUUGGUCAAAGGAUGUGGAUGAGAGAACAGCAGAUCAAGCAUUAAAUGUUGUAUAAAGCAUUCCUAGCUCUCUGAGGCUUUGCUUCAAUGGAUGGGAACAAUGCGACUGAAAGAUGUUGGCACAGACCUCUGUGCUCAAACCUCUGAUGGAUCUGGGUGUAAUAGACUGUAAAAUUCCUAUGAUAAUGACUAGAGCUUAGUAGUCAUAGGCUAAGAUCAACACUGUGGCCUUUAACAAGUGCUAUGCAACGGAGGGGCAGUGGACAUGGUCCUGGAGUGUGGACGGAGAGGUGGGAGAACUGCUCAUAACCUGAAUAGUCCCCUCACAUAAUAAGAUGGAGUUGGUGCGUGGUCGAGUGGUUAAGGUGUUGGACUAGCAAUCUGAAGGUUGUGAGUUCGAGCCCCAGCCGAGGCAGCAUGUUGUGUCCUUGAGCAAGGCACUGAACCACACACUGCUCCAGUCCACCCAGCUGAAAAUGGGUACUGGCAAAAUACUGGGGGUUAACCUUGGACUGGCAUCCUAUCUGGGGGCAGGUGGGGGGGGGGGGGGGGGGGGGAAGUCUCAUACUCUCAGUCACUUCACGCCACAGAAACCGGCAUAAGCACUGGCCUGAUGAACCUAUAAGGCUCGGGACAGACUUUAACUUUAACAAUAAGAUAGACUUGGCCCUCACCAUCUCCUUCAUCACAGCUUUGCACCUUAUUGUUUGGCUGCACUGCACUUUCCCUGUAACUUAACACUAUUUAUAGAUUUAAACUUAUUUAUUUUGAGAUACAGUGCGAAACAGACCCUCCCGGUCCUUCAAGCCACACUGCCCAGCAACCCCCUCAAGACCACAAUUUAACCCUAACCUAAUCACGGGACAGUUUGCAAUAACCAAUUACUCUACCCGGUAGGUCUUUGGACAAUGGGGGGAAAGCAGAGAAAAUGCACACAUUCCAUGGAGAGGACAUACAGAGACACCGUACAGAGGACAUUGGGAUUGAACUCUGAAGCUCUGAGCUGUAAUAGUGUCACACUAACCACUAUGCACCUUGGGGCCCAUCUGCAAUCUGUCAUUAUUUUCCCUUAUACUACCACAGUACACUGCUGUAAUGAAAUGAUCAGCAAUGACCUUUCACUGAAACUUGGUACAUGUGACAAUUAUUAACAAUUUACCAAUGUAAGUUGGGCAAUCAUAACCAAGGGAUGGCCUGUACUGAGAUCAAUGAUGUUGAAUCUGUUGAUAUUGAUCUGGAGGUUUUUCGGAUGUCAAGAAUGAGGCACAAAGAAUGAACAAAGAAAAAUCAGUUAUGGUCAUCUCAUAUUCAAACUAGAGACUUUAUAUGGAUAAGAUGUAACCUAUGAAAUAGCCAGAUUCAUGUGUCAUGGCACCUGCUGUAGAAAAACUGAGAAGCUUCUAGAAAAUACAAAGUCCGCUCCAGUAUACUACAAUUACUAGAAAAUUUACUUAACAACUAUGCAUUUAUAGGUGAUUCAAGGGCAUCCUUUGGGCAGGUUGACCUUGGAUAUUGAGUCCUAGUUAUUUGGAUAUGCAGGCCAGGCCUGUACGAUACGGAGAGCAAGCUGUUGCCCAUGUAACAAGCUCCCCUUCUCCUCGCAUCUGAUGAACCCAAAGGAAUAUGGCAAAGACCGAUGGAGUUUGGUACCAGCAGCAUCACAUGAGUUGCCAGUCAGCAUUGAACUCAACAUAGGACUGCCUGAUGGACUUCAGCUCUGGACUUUUCCUCCUCAGGGUUUACUCCAGAAGCCUUCCCCAUGAGUGGAUACAGCCGCAAUGCAGCGGAGGUUUGAUAUCAGAGUUUUCUUUCUCCUAGAUGAGCUGCCAACCACGGGUGAUGAGCCCCAUCUGCUUGAAGCGACUGGUUUUAAGAUGCCGGUAACCCACCUUUGCCCCUUCUCCUUUCAGUAGAAACAGUUCCACUAGGCUUAGUAGCUAAGCCACACGUGGAAGCCAGGAGCUGGACUUGGUUGUCAGAGGCUAUUUGAGGUGCAAGCCAUUGGGAGCAUUUAAUAGGUAGUGGAAACUUGUCCCCAUUACCACCCCUGGCUGUAACAACCCCUGGCUGUAACAACCAUAUAUAGGUAGCUAUAUAAACAAUAUAAGCUUUGGUUCAGCACAACAUUGUGGGCCGAAUGGCCAGUUCCUGUACUGUACUGUACUUCCCUAUGUUCUACAAAAAUUACCAAUCCUACAUCCUACUCAAACAGGGUGGUGGUUGUGCCUGUAAUAGACAGAUUGAAGAGGCUGUUUAAGAAGCACAUGGUAACCAUGGUUUUGUGAACGGGGCAUGGAUUAGAAAAACAGGAGAACCCCUGGGUUAAGUGUUGAGGCUGAACAGUUACAUUGAGAAGCUCCACAUUCAUGGUUCACUGUUUACAAACCUGGGGACCACACUUGCUAAACUUGAACCAGAAGCAGCUUGAAUAUCACUGGCAUAUUGUUGUUAUGCAGCAGCAGUGUAUUGCAAUACAUAAUAAUAAAAUCUGUAAAUUACUCCCCUACCCUGACGAAUAGACUGUGACCAUUCACUCUACUUAUGACCCGCAAGAUUGUAUAAACCUUUAUAAGAUCGUCCUUCAGCUUUCUUUACUCCAGGGAAAACAUAAAUACAAGACAUUCCACAGAAUCAGGAAAUCUUGAGCAACACACAGAAGGGAUCUUGGGGUCCGAGUCCAUAGCACGCUCAAAGCUGCUGUGCAGGUUGACUCUGUGGUUAAGAAGGCAUAUGGUGUAUUGGCCUUCAUCAAUCGUAGAAAUGAAUUUAGGAGCCAAGAGGUAACGUUGCAGCUAUAUAAGACCCUGAUCAGACCCAACUUGGAGUACUGUGCUCAGUUCUGGUUCCCUCACUACAGGAAGGAUGUGGAAACUGUAGGAAGGGUGCAGAGGAGAUUUACAAGGAUGUUGCCUGGAUUGGGGAGCAUGCCUUAUGAAAACAGGUUGAGUGAACUCGACCUUUUCUCCUUGGAGUGACAGAGGAUGAGAGGUGCCUGAUAGAGGUGUAUAGGAUGAUGAGAGGCAUUGAUCCUGUGGAUAGUCGGAGGUUUUUCCCCCAGGGCUGAAAUGGUUGCCACAAGAGGGCACAGGUUUAAGAUGCUGGGGAGUAGUACAGAGGAGAUGUCAGGGGUGAGUUUUUUUAUGCAGAGAGCGGUUAGUGUGUGGAAUGGGCUGCCGGCAACAGUGGUGGAGGCUGAUAUGAUAGGGUCUUUUAAGAGACUUUUGGAUAGGAACAUGGAGCUUAGAAAAAUAGAGGGCUAUGGGUAACCGUAGUAAUUUCUGAGAUAGGGAAAUAUUCGGCACAACAUUGUGGGCCGAAGGGCCUGUACUGUGCUGUAGGUUUUCUCUGUUUCUAAAUUCUGAAGGAACUCAGCAGGUCAGGCAGCACCUAUGGAGGAGUAUUCAUUUUGGGGCAAGCCCCUUCAUCAGGACUGGAAAGGAAAGGGGCAGAACCCAGAGUAAGAAAGUGAGGGGAAGUGGAGGAGUUGAAGUGACAGGUGAUAGGUGAGACCAGCUGAUGGGGAUAGUUGGGGAGGGGGAAUGAAGUAAAAUGCUGGGAGGGGAUAUUUAAAAGAGAAAAGGGUUGAAGAAGAAUGAAUCUAAAAGGAGGGGCAGUGAACCAUGGAAUAAAGGAAUGGAAAAGGGGGGUGAUGGCCAGGUAGGAGAAGGUUUGAGAGGGUAACCAGAAUGAGGAAAAAGAGAGAAAAUUGGAGGGGGAGAAAUUAUUGGAAUUCAGAGAAGUCAAUGUUCAUGCCAUCAGGUUGGAGGCUACCAAGAUGGAAUAUAAGAUGUUGCUCCUCCAACCUGAGUUUGGCCUCAUCCUGGCAGUAGAGGAGGCCAUGGAGUGACAUGUCAGAAUGGGGAUGGGAAGUUAAAUUGAAAUAGGUAGCCACCUAUCUAUUUGCCUGUCUUUUGUGAUGGACAGAUAAAGGUGCAAAGAUAAAUCACAUGAAUUUGAACCCAGCUAGCUACAACCACACCAGCCACAUCUGAGUUGCUCUCUUCUUCAGUCCAGAUGAAGAGUCUGGACUGAUGAUGUUGACUGUCCUUUACCUCAACAGAUGCUGUUUGAUGUCCUGGGUUCUUUUGGCAUCUUGUUUGGUUCUCUCUUCACAAUCUGUUAAUCAUUGACAGAAAUAUGUGUGUCUGGUAUUUUUUUUAUUGUCACAUGUACUGGGGUACAGUAGAAAAUGGUCAGCUCAUCCACACUCUAACGAAAGAGUGAAAAUGGAUUCCUCCUUGCUGUAUACUAAAAUGUGUAACACAAAAUUGAAGUUUGUAAGACAAAAUUGUAUCAGCUUGGAAUUUGGUAACAGCCAGGAGAUGUACGUGGAUACAUCCCCUUGAGGCUAGAUAAUAGUGAAGAAUUCUUUCCUCCUUAAAGACCUUAAAGAUGUCGGCUGGUAGCACAGUGACAUCAGCACCGGACGCCAGUACGGAGGUCCCUGGGUUUGAAUCCAGUCGGGCUGUUCCUCAGUAUGCUUUCCAUCUGUGCCAGGUUGAGUGUUGAGCUCGCAAAUUGACCUUGUAAAAUAAAAAGAAAAAUACUGUGAAGUGUCUGUGUGAGGAGUGGCAUGCCACACAGUCCUUCAUUCUGCGGCUUGUAAGGCAUGAAAGUGCCCAAGGCUGGACUCUCAGGCCUGAGUCAACGUCACCAUCAUCAUAAAGACCUCGUGUCUGAUACUAAGUUAUGCACUUUGCCCAAGGUUAUGAGAGAUAAGAUGCUACAGGCUGGUACCACUAAGGGAUGGAAAAGUACUUGAGUAAAAGUUAUGUCAGAUUCCUGAAGGGUAUGAAAAAUGGAGAUUUCUUUGUGCCGGUGUGAACCUUCUCUUAGGCUGGGCCUUGACUAGUACUCAGAGUUAGAGAUGGAAACAAAGGUAUGAUAAGGUGGAUGGUAAGAGUGUCUUUUACCAGAACAGGGGAGUCCAAAACUAGGAGGCAUUUACUUAAGAUGAGAGAGGAAGACUUAAAAAGUGAACUGAGGGGCAGCUUUUCAUAGAGGGUGGUGAGUGUAUUUAAUGAGCUACCAGAGGAAAUGGCUGAGGCAAGUACAAUAGUGUAAAUUAGAAGUACUAGAUAAAUACAUGGAUGGGAGAGGCUUACAGAGAUGCAAUUUAAUGUGGAUAAAAGUGAGGUUAUCCACUUUGGUUGCAAGAACAGGAAAACGGAUUAUUAUCUGAAUGGUGGCCGAUUAGGAAAGGGGAGAUGCAACGAGACCUGGGUGUCAUUGUACACCAGUCAUUGAAGGUGGGCAUGCAGGUACAGCAGGCGGAGAAAAAGGCAAAUGGUAUGUUGGCAUUCAUAGCAAAAGGAUUUGAGUACAGGAGCAGGGAGGUUCUACUGCAGUUGUACAAGGCCUUGGUGAGACUGCACCUAGAGCAUUGUGUGCAGUUUUGGUCCCCUAAUCUGAGGAAAGACAUUCUUGCCAUAGAGGGGUACAAAGAAGGUUCACCAGAUUGAUUCUUGGGAUGGCAGGACUUUCAUAUGAAGAAAGACUGGAUCGACUAGGCUUAUACUCACUGGAAUUUAGAAGAUUGAGGGGGGAUCUUAUUGAAAUGUAUAAAAUUCUAAAGGGAUUGGACAGGCUAGACGCAGGAAGAUUGUUUCCAAUGUUGGGGAAGUCUAGAACAAGGGGUCACAGUUUAAGGAUAAAGGGGAAGCCUUUUAGGACCGGGAUGAGGAAAAACUUCUUCACACAGAGAGUGGUGAAUCUGUGGAACUCUCUGCCACAGGAAACAGUUGAGGCCGGUUCAUUGGCUAUAUUUAAGAGGAAGUUAGAUAUGGCCCUUGUAGCUAAAGGGAUCAGGGGGUAUGGAGAGAAAGCAGGUACAGGGUUCUGAGUUGGAUGAUCAGCCAUGAUCAUACUGAAUGGCGGUGCAGGCUCGAAGGGCCGAAUGGCCUACUCCUGCACCUAUUUUCUAUGUUUCUAUGGAUGUGGGACUAAUGCACGAAAUUGGGACUAGCUGGGUGGACAGGUGGCAGCAUGGACUGGUUGGGCCAUAGGGUCUGUAUCCAUUCCACUGUCAAAGAGAGCAAGAGAGACUGGAGAAGCUGUUGCACCUUGCAGUUCCCUGGGUAGCUUAGUGACUGGUUGAUAAGUUUUAUUUUGUCUCUCUUGGUCCUUUAUUAACUACUUUUCUUGCUUUCUGUAGUUUUUUUCUUUAUAUAACUCUAAUAAAGUAAUUUAUUAUAGCCUUUAAAAUAUGUUUGUGGAUAUCUUGCCUCUGAAUCAUAAAAGAAAAAGAAACGAAUUUUAAAACAUUUUUGUUACACCCACCUACACAGGGGCAAUUAGAUAUUGGUGAUAAAUGCAGGCCUUACUGGCAAAAUCCACAUCCAACGUGAAAUACAAAGGAAGGGUGGUUCCUUUGACAAUAUCCCGUAAUUGUGGGAUCCAUACCCCCAUCUAGUGGCCAAGAACACAAAUGGAAGGAAGAGAAAACCACUUGAGAACAGGUUGCAUGAAUAUGAUAUUGACAAAAAAGAUCUCAUCUUGUUCCCCUGUCAUUUAGAACACAGAACAGCUCAGCUCAGGAACAGGCCCUUCAGCCCACCUCUUUGUGCCUAGCAAAAUGCCAGAUUAAACUGCACAUCAGUCUGCACGUAGAUUCCUAGAGCAAAAGAGUGCAGAUUCAGGCCCUUUAGCCCAAUAAGUCCACACUGCUCACCCAGCUGUGUUCAAUCCUAUCUGGCCUCUCCCCUCCAUGUAUUGAUCCAAGACCUUCCUAAAUGAUACUAUUAUACUUGCCUCACCACUUCCUCUGGCAGCUCAUUCUAUAUACUCAUCACCCUGUGUGUGAAAAAGUUACCAUAAGACCUCAAGGUAUAUGAGCAAAAUUAAGUCAUUUGGCCCAUUGAGACUGCUCUGUCAUUUCAUCAUGGCUGAUCCAUUUCCCCCUCAGCCCCAAUCUCCUGGCUUCCCCCAUAUUCCUUCAUGUCCUAACCAAUAUAGAAUCUAUCAACAUCUGCAUCAAUAUAAAUAAAGACUUGGCCUUCACAGCUGCCUCUGGUAAUGAAUUCCACAUAUUCACCACUUUCUGACUGAAGAAAUUCCUCAUCUUUGUUCUAAAUGUUCGUCCCUCUAUUCUGCUGCUGUGUCCUCUGGUCUUAGACUCCCAUGUAAUAGAAAAUAUCCUCUCCAAAUCUACUCUAUCAUGGCUGUAACUGUCAAAGAGACAUGUUCCAUUGAGAUGUUUAUUUUAUAUGUUUCUGAUAUAAAUUCAUGAUUAUUUGCGUUCAUACAGCCAUAAAAAAAAGAUUAAAAAUGUAAAAAGUAAGAUGUUAAAUCAUUUGUUUAAAACAUAUCACCUUAAAAUAUUGUUUGAUUAAGAAGUUUGUGCUCUUUAUGUAAGGUUUAUUUAAUGUAGAGUGUAAUGGGUCACAUGACCAGAGUUUAAUAAGAGCAUGACUGUGGCAUUAUGGGUCAGAAUCAAUAUGGAGGCAGAGAAAGACAUAUGGCCCUAAAAUAACCUUAUUCUGCAUGUGGUCCAAGAAGCAUACGUGGUAAUUGUUUUAUAUUGUGUAUAAUGUUGUUGAUGUGCCUUUACAUGGACAGUGUGAUAUGUUUUUAGUGAUCUUAUUUGAUUUCAGCACACUUCUGUUGUGCUGAUGUGUUUUGGGCCUGUUUAUCAUUGGACACUAGAUUGAGAGACUUGAAAAGACUGAGAGAUGUUUGCUUCAAACCUAUUAUGUCCUUUAUUUACUUGUAGUUUUCACGGUGUCUGCUGAAGAAAGAGAGAGAGAAAAAUAAAUCUUCAAGGACA
This is a messenger RNA of Hypanus sabinus (Atlantic stingray), 14500 nucleotides long. It is a transcript of the gene aqp4, whose product is annotated as aquaporin 4. The record is from RefSeq and is a predicted model, not a curated record. Lineage: Eukaryota; Metazoa; Chordata; Chondrichthyes; Myliobatiformes; Dasyatidae. Bases 1555 to 2487 code for a protein of 310 amino acids. The transcript has 4 exons. Gene Ontology annotation, molecular function: water channel activity; methyltransferase activity; 2-oxoglutarate-dependent dioxygenase activity. Gene Ontology annotation, cellular component: basolateral plasma membrane; plasma membrane. Gene Ontology annotation, biological process: transmembrane transport.